AUGAGAGGUGAAAUCCUUGUUGUUACGGGUCCCGGCCAUGGCCAUCUCUAUCCCUGCAUGCAACUCUGCAACCGUCUUACUAAACGUAACUUCCAUAUUACCCUCGUUACCUCCUCCACUCUCUCCCCUGCUAUUCCCUCCUCUUUUACUCAAAACCCACUUACCAGUAUCGCCCCCAUCGCUCCCUCCGGCCAGCAAUCCGCCCAAGACCUCCGCUUAUACCUCACCAGCCGCUGCAAUAUAUCUGAUUCUCCCCCGCCUCUAUGCGCUAUCAUUGACUUCCAAAUGGGCUGGACAAAACAUGUCUUUUGGAAAUUUGAUAUUCCUGUCAUCGGAUUGUUUACUUUUGGCGCCUGUGCUGCCGCCAUGGAGUGGGGAGCCUGGAAGGUCCAAGCUGAAGAACUCAUGCCCGGUGAAGCCCGUUUAGUCCCGGGAUUACCCCAAGAAAUGGCGAUUACUUGCUCCGAUCUCAAAAGAAAAAUUUUUGUGCCGCCUGGUGACGGCGGACUUGGGCGGGGCCCGCCAAUGCCCGGAGACCGGCCCCCAUGGGUGCCAGAAAUAGAAGGCUCAAUCGGGUUGAUGUUUAACACGUGCGAUGAUCUCGACGGUCAGUUUAUCAAAUACAUGGAGGAUCAGAUUGGUCUGCCAGCUUGGGGUGUGGGCCCACUUCUGCCCGAGAUGUAUUGGCAGCCGUCGGAUUCGCUGAUUCACGACCAAGAAAUAAGGGAGCCCAAACGGCAAUCUAAUUUAACAGAGGGUGAAGUGAUCCAAUGGUUAGAGACGAAGCCACGAGGCUCCGUAUUGUACGUUGCUUUUGGCAGCGAGGUGGGUCCUACUAUGGAGGAAUAUCAACAAUUGGCAAAUGGAUUAGGAGAUUCGACCCGACCGUUUAUCUGCGUGAUACAACCCGGAAAAGGCUCUUGCGGGUUGGAUAAAAAGGUUGGAGAUAGAGGUUUGGUAAUAUAUGGAUGGGCACCACAGCUGCUGAUACUGAGCCACGCUUCAACGGGCGGAUUUCUAUCGCACUGUGGAUGGAAUUCCACCAUGGAGGCCAUUGGACUUGGGGUACCCAUUUUGGCUUGGCCCAUUAGAGGUGACCAAUUCUAUAAUGCCAAGCUGGUAGUUAAUUAUCUCAAGUUAGGGUAUAUGGUAAGUGAUGAUUUAUCAGAAACGGUUAAAGAGGAUGACAUAGUUAAGGGAAUUGAAAUGCUGAUGGGAGAUGAAGAGAUGCACAAUAGAGCAAUCCUUAUCAAGGCAAAAUUGAGAGAUGAUGGUUUUCCAGCAAGUUCUGAGGCAGGAUUGGAUGCCUUUAGGGGAUUUAUCUUGAACCAAAAAGCAAUUAUUUACUAGUAAUUGUCUUCUCCUUAUAAUUAAUAUAAAUGCAGAUUAUUUAUUGCAUCUAGGAUAAGACAUCAAGAAUGGCUUGUUCUCCACUUGCACAUUCUUUAUACUACUCUUCCCACUUCAGUUUGAGUGGGGAUUCAAGAUGCAAGCAUUUUCUUUUGUAUAUUUAUAAAGGAUUAUUGUUUUUGAAGUAA
Molecule: messenger RNA, 1538 nt
Organism: Hevea brasiliensis (rubber tree)
Lineage: Eukaryota; Viridiplantae; Streptophyta; Magnoliopsida; Malpighiales; Euphorbiaceae
Product: UDP-glycosyltransferase 73C6
Exons: 1
Coding region: 1-1350 (449 amino acids)
Molecular function (GO): UDP-glycosyltransferase activity
Source: RefSeq, a predicted model, not a curated record